Messenger RNA from Acinonyx jubatus (cheetah), 1444 nucleotides. Its product is annotated as olfactory receptor 10T2-like. Gene Ontology annotation, biological process: G protein-coupled receptor signaling pathway. Bases 398 to 1390 code for a protein of 330 amino acids. The transcript has a single exon. Gene Ontology annotation, molecular function: G protein-coupled receptor activity; olfactory receptor activity. Lineage: Eukaryota; Metazoa; Chordata; Mammalia; Carnivora; Felidae. Gene Ontology annotation, cellular component: membrane. The record is from RefSeq and is a predicted model, not a curated record.
UAUUUGAAAAUGUGUCAUCACAAAAUCCAGUCGGUGAGAACAAAGCAAUUUUAUUCCUAUUUUCCUGAUUACAUUCAGAUCCUGAUUGGAAAAGAGAGAUAUAAGAGUGCUUUUGUGAGUAGGAUCCAAGAAGAUAUUUGGGCCCACCCUCAGUUAUUCAUACAGAUUCUCACACUAGAAUCAUUCUGAUCACUCUAACUCCUGAACUUGACAUCAAUCCAGUGUAUUUAGCAUCCCUUUCUCAGACUCUCCCCUUAAGAGUUGCCUGAAACUUCCUCCAGUUCCCCUGAUUAAAGUCUAGGUGAGAUCUGUGCAGUGGCAGGUUUUUAUAACCAUCUCAGAGUCUUAACCUCAAGAAGCUCUGCAUCUUUGGAAGAAAGUUGCUGCCUGCAUUAGGAUGAUGGGCAAUCAUACCACAGUGAGCACAUUCCUUCUGUGGGGGUUUUCCAGUUUCCCAGACUUGCAGGGUCUCCUCUUUGUGAUGAUUUUCUUCUCCCAUGUGACCAGCCUAGCUGCAAACGUGUGCAUAAUGGUGGCCAUCAAACUGAGUCACAACCUUCACACCCCCAUGUAUUUUUUCCUCUGUGGCCUGUCCUUUUCAGAAACUUGUACCACUAUGGCAAUCAUCCCCCGCAUGCUAGUGGACUUGCUGUCAGAUAGCAAGGCCAUCUCUCUUCCUGAGUGUGCCACACAGAUGUUUUUCUUCUUUGGCUUGGGAGCCAAUAACUGCUUCAUCAUGGCUGCCAUGUCUUACGACCGUUACACUGCCAUUCACAGCCCACUGCGCUAUAAGAUCUUGAUGACCCAUAAGAUCUGCUUUCAGUUCAUGAUGGCCUCUUGGAUGGCUGGGUUCCUGGUUUCUCUGUGCAUCGUCAUCACCGUAUUCAAUUUGUCUUUCUGUGACUCCAACAUCAUCGAGCACUUCUUCUGUGACAUCUCACCUGUGGUCUGCCUUGCCUGUGAUUACACCUCCCAUCACGAAAUGGCUAUUUUUGUGCUUUCUGCCUUCGUGUUGGUGGGCAGCUUUGUUUUCAUUAUGAUGUCCUAUGUCUUCAUUGUGUCCAGAGUUGUGAAGAUGCCCUCUACCAAGGGGAAGUAUAAGGCCUUCUCCACUUGCUCCUCCCACCUCACUGUGGUGUGCAUACACUAUGGAUUUGCUGGCUUUGUCUAUUUGAGGCCCAAGGACAGGGACUCAUUCCGUGAAGACAUGCUGAUGGCGGUCACAUACACAGUGCUGACACCUCUGCUUAACCCCAUCGUUUACAGUCUCAGAAACAAAGACAUGCAGACAGCCCUAAGGAAGGUAUUAGGCAAGACAAAUAGGUUCAUCCCUCAGAUGGGGAGUAGAAGAACGCCGGACAUUAAAAAUGUACAGACUGUUGAUAAAUAAAAGUGGAAAAAGUGGAGUAUUUCUAAUCAAUUCAACCCUUUGUGUACAAAACAU